Messenger RNA from Monomorium pharaonis (pharaoh ant), 1721 nucleotides. RefSeq names its product pancreatic triacylglycerol lipase. Bases 393 to 1535 code for a protein of 380 amino acids. Gene Ontology annotation, biological process: lipid metabolic process. The transcript is spliced from 4 exons. The record is from RefSeq and is a predicted model, not a curated record. NCBI's taxonomy places the organism in Eukaryota, Metazoa, Arthropoda, Insecta, Hymenoptera, Formicidae. Gene Ontology annotation, molecular function: lipase activity.
UGCAAAUAAUCCACGAUACUGUGUUGGCUUACAACGCUUGUAAAAUUAUCGGUUAAUUAGUCGGUUUUAACGUUGAUUUAGUUGGUCGUGCGCGAUACGCGCACGAGGUCACACACUCUGUUCAAUACAAACCUGCACCCUUCUGAAUAUAAUUAUAAUCCCCCGCUUGACAGUACUUCCGCGUCCGCGAUACAACAUGCGAGAUAAAACAGGAAAAACUAGGUCAAGCGAAAGGAUACCACCGUCUUAUCAUGAUACCACCAGGAUUUAAAAAGGAGUUUCCACCCUGCGACAGUGAUUUAAUUGCUGCGUCCGUCGUUCGUAGUUUUAAUGCGAGUUCCGCACGUGGCGAUUGAUUUCUUUUGUUCGUAACGAUAUUAAAUAUUAGUAAGAUGUUUCAGAAUAUAGUGUCAAAACAAAUCUUUGUUCUUGUUAUAUUGUGGCAUUCUGCGUAUUCGCAACAAUGGGAAAGUGGUUUGCGUCAAAGAUACGAUGGCUAUGGAGAGGAUUGGAUAUUCAUGCCUGACGGCAACGGGCAACCUCAAGUAGCAGUGUUAAGGAUUCCAGAAACGAGAGGCGUAUUGGACAAUUCGGAAAUAGCCUACAUCAUUUACACUCGAUCUAAUCCGGAAAAAGGUGUACGAAUGACUCUAAAUAACGUUACGAAUCUCGCUAACUCCGGCUUCAAACCCUCGCGGAAAACGAAAUUUAUAACUCACGGAUGGAAAUCGAGCGCCAUGAGUACCGGACUUUUAAACAUGAAAGAAGCUUUUCUCACUCACGGCGACUACAAUGUCAUCCUUGUGGAUUGGGAACCCUUGGCCGCAAGCACAUUUUAUUUGGGACCGAUGCAAAACACCGUAAGAGUCGGAAAUGACGCUGCAAACUUUAUAGAUUUCUUAGUGAAAGAAACUGGACUGAAGACGGAAGACGUUCAUUUUAUUGGUCAUUCCCUUGGGGCACAUGUGGCUGGGAAUGCGGGCGGUUCGACGACUUCCGGGAAGUUGAGCAGAGUGACAGGUCUGGAUCCAGCGUUGCCAGGAUUUCACAUGCUCGCCUCCGAAAAGACUAGAUUAGAUCCCACAGACGCGAAAUUCGUCGACGUCAUACACUCCUGCGGGGGUGUGUUAGGCUUUCUUCAGCCGCUGGGAAAAGCAGACUUUUAUCCGAAUGCUGGUACGGCGAUUCAGCCCGGAUGUUGCUGCGUCCCUGAGAUAAUGGGUAAAUUAUCGCCGUCAUUAGCGCGAAUUCUUGUAUGGAAAACAAAACAUUUUAUCCUUUCCAUUCUAGAGGCUUGCAGUCAUGGACGAUCAUAUGUAUACUUCACGGAAAGUAUAAAUUCGAAAACAGGACUGCCUGCUAGGAAAUGCGACAGCUGGGAUUCGUACAUGACCGGGAAAUGCGCCAAUUCGCAGGUAGUGCUCAUGGGAGAGCAUGUUGAUCAGACCGCUAAGGGCCUAUUCUUUCUUAGAACGAGAUCGGAUCCGCCUUACGCGUACAUACCGGAAGUAACUAACAAUAAUGUGUCUACGUGAAAAUGACACACAGAUGAUCACACACAUCCUUUUAAAAUGCGUAUUUCGAAAUUAUUCUUAUUAUCUUGGAUCCCAAAAUUUACUGACAAAAGCAAGAACAGCAAAUAUAAAAUAUCUGGCUUUAAUAAAUAGUAAUUACAUUCUUAUACACAUGACUGAGAUAUAAUAAACGUAGCGACGAACCAA